UACUGAGCUUUAUAAUGUGUAUCCGGAUCUUCCCAUUCAAAAGUGAACAGUUUCUGGGAUUCAGUGUCAAGAGGUAUUGAAAAGAAAGCAUCUUUCAGAUCUAUCACCGAAAACCAGGUGGAUCUGGAUUUCCUGAGCCGCUUUUCUAUGAAGCGCGACGCUGCGGGCGCCCCAGGCAGGCGAGCAAGCCUCCAAGAAGAUGCGGAGAAGGAAGCGCCGGCCACAGAGCCCCUAGGCAAGGGAGAGGGCCUGGUCUGGGAGGAAGAGGAAGGAAGAGCCACCCUGAUCCUGACCUUCACCCUCCGGAAUGCUAGAAAGGCCGGGCUCUCCAAGACAGCCAAAGUCUUAGAGACUUUUGAAGCUGGAAUCCAUCACCUUGAAACCAGGCAAGCCAAAAAAUCCAAGAACACUACUGAUGACCUCGAAUUUUUUGUCAAAUGUGAAGUUCAUAAUUCUGAUGUCAGUGUCCUUAUAAACUCCUUAAAGAAAGUGGCAGAAGAUGUGAAAACUAUCAGAGAAGAGAGAGUCCCAUGGUUUCCAAAGAAAAUACGAGACCUUGACAAGUGCCACCAUCUGAUCGCCAAGUAUGAACCUGAUUUGGACCAUGAUCAUCCUGGCUACACUGACCCAGAGUACAGGAAACGGAGAGCCUUCUUUACAGACCUGGCCUUCAGCUACAGAGAAGGUGACCCUUUGCCUCGAGUUGAGUACACUGUCCAGGAGACUGCUACUUGGAGAGAAGUCUACAGGAAGCUGAGCAGCCUCUAUCCUACGCACGCCUGUAAGCAGUACCUGGAUGCCUUUCAGCAGCUGGAGAAAUGCUGUGGAUACCAAGAGGAUAGUAUACCUCAGCUUCAGGAUGUCUCCAGAUUUUUAAAAGAAAGAACAGGCUUUCAGCUGAGACCAGCUGCAGGGCUGCUAUCUCCUCGUGACUUCCUUGCCAGCCUGGCAUUUCGUGUCUUUCAGAGUACACAGUAUAUAAGGCAUUCCUCUUCCCCUAUGCAUUCCCCAGAACCGGACUGCUGCCACGAAUUGUUGGGUCAUGUUCCCAUGUUAGCAGACAAAGAAUUUGCACAGUUCUCACAGGCUAUUGGACUGGCUUCUCUUGGAUCAUCUGAUGUUGAGAUUGAAAAACUGGCAACACUCUAUUGGUUUACUAUUGAGUUUGGUCUCUGCAAACAAAAUGGAUCCAUCAAAGCUUAUGGGGCAGGACUCCUUUCAUCUUACGGGGAGCUUGUGUAUGCUUUAUCAAACAAGCCUGAGCACAAACCGUUUGAUCCCGAACUGACUGCAGUUCAUCCAUAUCAAGAUCAGACCUUCCAACCCAUCUAUUUUGUAGCAGAAAAUUUUGAAGAUGCCACGGCCAAACUCCAAAAAUAUGCGCUGAAGAUCAAGAAGCCUUUUUCUCUUCACUAUGAUCCAUUCACCUGCAGCAUAGAGGUUCUGAAUACACCUCAGAAAGUCAAGAACACGCUCAGUCAAAUGAAAGAGGAGCUGAAAAACCUCUGCUUUGCCCUUGAAAACAUUUCUUAAAAGCCAGUCUUAGCUGGUGCUGAAAUGUGUACAAAUAACUCGAGAUUUUAUUCAUUUCUAGUGGUGAAACUGUGUGUCUGAAGAUCCUAACUCAUGAGUAGCUGUCAGUCUAAUCACCUCAGUGAGUCAAGCUACACAAUCUUAGCCACAUUCAUUACUUGUUAUAGUAUGUUUCAGUGACAAACAGAAUCUUCUACUUUUGAUAGGCCAUAUAAGCUAGUAUUGAGUGGAGUGUAUUUAUCUACUGCUGUACCCUUUAUUGCGUUAUAUUGAUAUAUAGAAACCUAUGCCACUUUUCUAGGGCUAUCUCAUUGAAUGACACACCUUUUCAGACAUGUGACUUUUGUUUGCCAGUUAAAUGACCCCAAACAAUCAGGACUGAUAAUUGCUUGAAAAUAUCAUCUAUACAUUUUUGGAGCUCAGUUCUGCAAACAGUUACUAAGAUGUAUAAUACAGGCUACCAUGCAUAGUCCCCUCAAUCUGCCCUGUAGAAAAUGUUUGUAGGAUCAGGCCUUGAACUUGUACAUGGUAUCUAUUUGAGACUGUCACUUCAUUUAGCAGCCUUCAUAUACUAGUAGAUAAUUUAGUGCCAUUCACAAGGGCCCAACGUUUGCUAUGGAUUUACUUUCCUCUCUCUCUCUCUCUCUCUCUCUCUCUCUCUCUCUCACACACACACACACACACACACACACACACACACACACACACACACACACACACACACACACACACACUUUUUCUUUAGAGCCAUUUGUUUCAUUACAUCUUGUAGUAAUUUAUCUGUCUGCUUCUUGCCAAUUGGGGCAUAGGCAAAAAUGUUUGAUGACUAAUAAUAAAUCAUUUUUUAAUAAAUCAAAAUAUUAUGUUCAUCAAGCUGGUUGUUUUGCUUUAUAGACUGAAGCAUGUGCUCAAGGAAAAAUAGGUGGAGGAUAAUGCCAGAGAGGAAGAGCUAUCAAAAUAUUUUCUAUAAGAUGGACUCUACAGGCCAUAGGGUCUCGUUCAUGAAUUCCCUCUGAGAGAUGGAAUUUGGAUUUUAGACUUGAGUUUGGCUGGCGCUCAGAGUAGACCUAUAUUUGGAAGGAAUGGCUUUGUUUUGUCCAAAGCCUCACACUUGCCUUGGAGGGACUCCAGGGCCGCCCACACACCCUUGUCUUUUCCAAUUCCUGGAGCAGUGAGAGAAAAAUAAAUAACUUAGGACCAGCUUCUCCUGCCUUUACACAUGCCUAUUAGUGCCUUACUUCUCAAGUAAGGCCACUGAUUGCAGUGGAACUACUCAGGGAGUAGGGUACUACUGUGGCAGAAUCUAGUCCUGAGCCGAUUUUGGUGUUUUUAACAACACACUAUUUUGAUAAAAUGCAGACUUAAUGACAAUUGGCCAGAUUCCUCCCUGAUGUAACUCCAUUGACUCCUAUGGAGUUCCAACAGUGAUUAAUUUGACUCAUGAUUUCAGGGGUAAGUUGCUCUUUCCAUAUGAGGCAAAACUUGCUGUCCUUAUGCAAGUUCUAGGUCAGGGUCUCAUAUGAUCCAGCAAAGGCUGUUCCAAAAGCAGCAGCGAUCACACUUUCUUAAGGACUAAAUUCUUUAACCCUUAUUUGGUGUAAGGACAGAGGAAGAACUGCAGGGCUUGACCCAAAAUGACGUGGACCAAUUGCAUUGCUCUUACAAUAGCUGUUCUUUCAUCAUCAUAAAAUAACCAUGGGAAAGCUAGCAUAUGGUGCCAUAUGGGGGUGAUAGCUAGCAGCAGAUAAUAUCAAACAGAAAAAAACUAUAUAUACUUCACAUUUGAGUUGUUUCAUGUUAAUCUCUCAUAGGGUGACUUGAAAGCCACGUAAAACAUGUCUUGUGACUUGAAGCUGAACUAUGGAUGAACUCUCUGUGGUGGAUAUUUUGCUUAUCCUGAUAAACUUGUUUUUUCUAGAUUGGUUGCAUGUAAAACAAAACAGUGUAUUUUAUUAAAUCUGUAUUGUGUUUUUCUGUGAUAUGUGGGAGAAUUCUUGGGAAGUCAUUCCUUUUUUUUUUCUUAGCCAACUCCAUCCCCUACCCAUUUUGAUCCCUCUGAAGUCACCAGGUGCCAGAUUGCUUCCUUGUGGACUUACAAGGAGUUCCCAGCAUGGUCACUUCUUAGGAUUUUGUGGACUUGGCAAGGCAGAGAGAGGAGUCCUAAGUAACCUCAAGUCUUCAUGAAACUGGGCCAUGUUUCUCCCCAUUUCUCACCUCACCCGCCUCUUUCCCCCAUUGAGGAUCUGUAUUUCAUGGCAAAACUCACAGUCCAGUGGGAUACCCCUAUUUCUCAACCACUUUCCUCUGAGACAUCUUCAUUCUUUACACUGGGGUGAAGCUCUGUUAUGGACUGAACCUCCAUCCUGACAUGACCAAUAAAAGCAACCAAGGAGCAGGAGAAAUCAUGACCCUUCCCCCAUGAGUAGAAAGUAUCACAUCCUCAAUAGUCCCACUCCCUACUGACCCAGGAGGAAAGAAGCAAACACAUGAUAAAUUCCCAAAGGAUCCUAAAACACGUAAUGAACUGAUGUCUAGACAUAUACAAAGGGGUCACUUAACUCACCACUGAAAUGCAGCCACCUCCAAGAUUUCCCUCAAGAGUGAAUUUUGAUAACUGUUUAAUAGCUAACUGAAGCACUAGUUAAGAUAGGAAGCAAAGAUAAAGGGCCAAAUUCUCAGCCCUCAGUCCAGUAACCUUGCACUACUCAGGAAGUACAAAGGGAGUGAAAACUUCAUCUAAGUCCCCUUCUGGGGAUUCAUGGGGUAGUGCCCAACAGGCAUACAGGCAAGCUAUACACCUCCCUCACCACAUUACCAGUGCAGGGGGCAUGUCACUGGAGCACAAUGUGCAUUAGCAGUCCCCAGCUGGUGUCUGGGGGUGUUUUCUGGUCUAUUUUGCUAUUAAAUUUAUAUCAAUCUAGGAUAAAAGAGGAGGAAACAAUGUCACAAUAUAUAUUUAGCUAAGUGGUGGGAAGUGCUCCUUUCAGUAGCCAAAGCAAACCCCUCUCUCCCGUCCAUUGCUGCAGCCCAGUUCUACAGCACUGUUCAUUGGGCUGUUAUUGUAGAAGCCUGCAUCACAUGUAACAUACCACAAAAGACUGCAAUGACCAGGCAAGGUAAAGUGAGGAAAAAGCUCUUCCAGUUUGGAAGCUAAAACUGAAGCUGAGCUAGCUGGUUUAAAUCAGUUUGGGAUACCACUGGAAAUUAAAGGACCUGAGCCUGCUACCACUGAAGUCAUGAGGCAAGAGCUUCAGCUGACUUAAAGCAGUGGGGAACCUUUGACAUUAGUAAUGCUACACUGAUUUAUAGCACGCAUGGCACUGCAGCAAUAGAAAAAAAUCCCAUUGAGUGCAGUGGUGCAUAAGCAGGAUCCGAAUUCAAUAAAGAAGUCAUUUACAGUAAUGUCAAAUCACAACAUUUAGUGACAUGGCCCUAUAUUGAUUAAUAGAGAAUAACUCAGUUGCAUGGAUUUAAUUGAGGUUCAUCAAGCACUAUGGAUAGGCCCACUUUAAAUACACUGAAAUCAAUAGCAAACCAACUCAUAGAGGGUCAGUAGCUGUUACGGUGGCAAUUAAACAGUGUUAUGUUUCAAGAAUGUCUUGAGUUGACACAGUUAAGCCACACUUUCUCUUUUGCACAACAAGAGUAUUAAAAACUUUCUCAACCGAAUUUUUUUUAAAUAUGUUGGUUUUAAGUGUUUCCUGAAUUGAUCCCAGAACUGUUGGGUUUGAAGUGGAACGUGUGUUGGCUGAUGGUAGGAAAUGUGUAAAAAGUGUUUAAGUCUUGUACUUCAACCAGUCAGUUUGGUUCCUACUCUCAUGUUAGUUCAUAUUUCUUGGUUUAAAUCUAAGUAAACAAAAUGAUUUCACUCAACUCUUUUGUCUCUAGUGUCCUACAAAUACAAGCUUUGAAACUGAA
This is a messenger RNA of Mauremys reevesii (Reeves's turtle), 5451 nucleotides long. RefSeq names its product tyrosine 3-monooxygenase-like. Bases 148 to 1533 code for a protein of 461 amino acids. Gene Ontology annotation, cellular component: axon; cytoplasm; perikaryon. NCBI's taxonomy places the organism in Eukaryota, Metazoa, Chordata, Testudines, Geoemydidae. Gene Ontology annotation, molecular function: iron ion binding; tyrosine 3-monooxygenase activity. The transcript is spliced from 13 exons. The record is from RefSeq and is a predicted model, not a curated record. Gene Ontology annotation, biological process: dopamine biosynthetic process from tyrosine.